AAAUAGAACAAGAAGAAGAAUAGAGUUCACGCCAGCAGUGCAUUUCUUUCGAUUGUUGAAUUUUCUUUCCUCAUUUUUUCCGUCUUAAAUUCCGAUUUUAUCAUGUGUCCGCGUAUUAAUCGAUAGAAGAGUGGUGUGAUAAAGUGAUCAAGUGCAAAGAGCUUUGUGAAAAAAACCAGGAAAAUGUCGAUAUAUGAGCUAUAUGUGAAGGGUGCACGUGUCUGGAUACCCAACCAGGAGAAUGUUUGGGAGAAGGCAAGUCUCCUGAGAGACUUCAAUCGGGGUGACAAGAGUGUUCACCUUGAAGUGGAGGCAGAUCUGCAGAAACGAGAAAUCCCAGUGAAAAGUGAAAAGAAUUUGCCUCCACUUCGAAAUCCUCCCAUUCUCAUUGGUCAGAAUGACCUCACAGCCCUCUCAUACCUCCAUGAGCCGGAUGUCCUGUACAAUCUUCAGGUGCGCUUCUGUGAACGCCAGAAGAUCUACACAUACUGCGGAAUCAUCCUCGUGGCCAUAAAUCCCUACAAAGAAAUGGCUCUGUAUGGGCAGGAUCUCAUCCGAGCCUACAGGGGGCACUCAAUGGGGGAGCUGGAGCCCCACAUCUUUGCUAUUGCCGAAGAGGCUUACACAAAAUUGGAACGUGAGAACUGCAAUCAGAGUAUAAUAGUGAGUGGCGAAUCUGGUGCGGGAAAGACAGUAUCGGCCAAAUAUGCUAUGAGAUACUUUGCCGCUGUGGGCGGAAGUGAGUCUGAGACGCAGAUUGAGCGUAAAGUUCUCGCCAGCAGUCCCAUAAUGGAGGCGAUUGGAAAUGCUAAAACCACUCGGAAUGACAACAGUUCGAGGUUUGGCAAAUUCACCAAACUUCUCUUCACCAGCGACAUUGGGGGUAGGUCCCUGAUAGGAGCUACAAUGCAAACUUAUUUGCUGGAGAAGUCAAGAGUGGUUUUUCAGGCAGCUGGAGAGAGAAAUUAUCACAUUUUCUAUCAAUUGUGCGCAGCUAGAGACAAGUGGCCAGAAUUAAUGCUUGAUCAUCAGGACAAAUUUUUAUACUUAAACCAAGGAGAAUCUCCGGAUAUUGCAAAAGUGUCGGAUGUCAAUCAGUUCGCUGAGACAGUUGCAGCCCUGCAGACACUGGGAUUCCGUCAGGAUGAGAUAAAUGAUGUGAUGAAGAUCCUAGCGGGAAUUCUGCAUCUGGGAAAUGUCAAAUUUCUACCCAAAUAUCUCCCAGACUCCCAGGAAGUGGACAACGAAGGAUGCUCAACAGCUGCCGAUGAUCUCCACUUAGGAAUCCUCAGUGAAUUGCUCAAGUUGAACUUCAGUGGACUCAGGAAGUGGCUGACAAUGAGACAAAUUGAAAGUGUUAAUGAACUUGUGGAGAUUCCGAUAAAUCGUGAAGCAGCUGAAGCAGCCAGAGAUGCUCUGGCUAAGCAUAUUUAUGCAAAACUCUUCCAGUAUAUUGUGGAAGUGAUUAAUAAAAGUCUCGUGAGCGAGUCACAGGAACACUCAUUUAUUGGUGUCCUGGAUAUUUAUGGCUUUGAGACAUUCGAUGUGAAUUCUUUCGAACAAUUUUGCAUCAAUUACGCCAACGAGAAGUUGCAGCAGCAAUUCAAUCAGCACGUGUUCAAAUUGGAACAGGAAGAGUAUCUCAAGGAGGGUAUCAAAUGGGAAAUGAUCGAUUUCUAUGACAAUCAGCCAUGCAUUGAUUUGAUAGAGUCAAAAUUAGGUGUCCUGGAUCUUCUGGAUGAGGAAUGUAAAAUGCCACGGGGUAGCGAUGAAUCGUGGGUUGGGAAGUUGUCUGAGAAAUGUGCCAAGUACAAACAUUUUGGGAAAACACGAUUUGGCUCAGCUGGCUUUGUCGUUGAACAUUUUUCUGAUCGUGUGGAGUACACAGCUCAUGGAUUCCUGGAGAAGAAUCGUGAUACCGUGUCCAAGGAACUUGUAAACAUUUUCCGAGAAUCCCGUAUGGGUUUGUGCCAUCAUCUAAUGGAUCUGGAUGGAGUGGAUGGAGAGAAAAAGCCAAGUCAAUCGGGCACAAGGGUCGUCGUGAGUGCCUCGAGAGUUCAGCAAUCAGGAGAAGCCAGGAAAAGACUGACACCUUCGAAGCAGCACAAGCAAACGGUGGGAUCGCAGUUCAGGGAGAGUUUGACCCUCCUGAUAAAUACCCUGCACUCAACGACGCCGCAUUACGUGCGAUGCAUCAAACCCAAUGAAGACAAGAAGGCCUUCAAUUGGGAACCGGCAAAAAUAGUACAGCAACUACGUGCUUGUGGUGUUCUCGAGACAGUUCGCAUCUCUGCAGCUGGUUUUCCAUCGCGUUGGACCUAUGAGGACUUUUAUGCGCGGUAUCGUUUGCUCGGUCGUCGUGUGCAUUUGGUGGAUUGGAAUGUGAAGGCAACGUGUACAAAUAUUGUGAAAACGUGGAUUCAGGAUGAGGAUCAAUACAGAUAUGGGCAUACACAGAUUUUCUUUAGGGCUGGUCAAGUGGCCUUUUUGGAGCAGACACGAUCAGAUGUGCGCCGGAAGUAUAUUAUCAAGGUGCAAUCUUUUGUGAGGAGAUUCAUCUACAGGCGGCGAUAUGUGAAGAUCAAGCGAUCGGUAUUGCUCAUUCAGACUUAUUCACGGGGAUAUUUGGCUAGGGUGAGAGCUGAGGGGAUUCGAAGGGAGAGGGCGGCAAUUAAGCUGCAGAGAUAUGUUCGAGGAUGGAUCUGUAGGAGGAAGUAUCUGCGAUUGCGUCGUGCGGCUCUGGGACUGCAAACGUACGGAAGGGGAAUGUUGGCUAGGGAGCGGUAUAGAAUCAAGUUGGAUAAUUUCAAAGCAACUGAAAUUCAGCGAUUCUGUCGUGGGUAUCUGGCUAGAAGGAGAUUUGCCCUCAAGAGGCAGCGAAUUGUUCUGUGUCAGGCGGCAAUUAGGGCUUUCCUGGCUAGAAAAUUGUACAAGAGGAUGAAGGCAGAAGCUAGAACUGUUGCUCAUAUUCAGAUGAGAUACAAAGGGUUGGAGAAUAAAAUUAUUUCCAUGCAACAGAAGAUGGAUGAGAUCAACAAGGAGAAUUUGGCACUGAAGGUAAAGGUAUCGGAGAUUCCGGAACUGAAGCAGAAAGUUGAAGUGGCUAAGGCGAUGGAAAAUGAAGUUAAGGCACUUAGAGCAGCAUUAGCUGAACGAGAUAGUGCUCUGGAGGUGAUGAAGAAGGAAUUGGAUAGGGAGAGGGAUGAAAAGAUGGCCAUUGUUGAGGAGAAGGCAACAGAUGAGACCAAAUGGAAUGAACAGAGAGCAUCAUGGAGGAGAGAAAAUGAAGAACUAAAGAUGCAAGUUGAGGAAAUGGUUGAGAUGGCCAAGAAGGAAGAUUCAACAGUGAUUAGAGCGCGAUUACUCUCAGAAGUGGAUACCAAUGAAGUUCAUCAGGCAUUCCAGAAGACUGUCAAGGAUAAAGAUACCCUGGAAACGGAGAAUUAUCUACUAAAGGAGGAAAUUAAUCGUUUGCAGCGUCUCGUGGAGAAUCCCAAUUACUACAGAAGUCAUUCGAGGUCAAUCAGCAAUGCUUCGAGUCAGAAUGAGGAAGACUUUGGCUAUAUGUCCGGAAAGAAUACCCUGGAGAUCCGAAAGGAAGCAACUUCAACACCGAAAAGGAGUGACGUUAGAAAUACGGAGACAGCGAUGACUCCGACAGCAGGAAGUUCUCCGACAGCUUUGAUUUUGCGGCUGAGGAAGUUGGUGGAGGAGGAAAAGCAUCGUGGAGAGAUGCUGCACCAGAAACUGAUGAGGAUUGAGAGUAAGAAUAGCAAGACGCCAGCUUCCACGGAAGAUUCCAUCAAAAUAUCCGAGUUGGAGAUGGAGAAUGAGAAACUACGGCAGGAUUAUCAGUUGCUGAGGAAUAGUAUCAACAGAGGAGUGGAACAGAAGGAGCUAGAAGCUCAGUAUGAUGCUCUCCAGGAGGAAUUGAAGCGUCGCAGAGAUGAAUGCGUGCAGCUGAAAGUGGUUCUAGCUGAGCAGAGUCAGAGUUUGAGGACUCUCGGAGGGACAGCAAUGCGCAAUGGAGCAGAUAGAGUUCAGGAUGGAAAUGAGUUAAUUGAGGCUUUCCAAGCGCAAAAGCUCGUCAAUCGGCAACUUGAGUCAGAAUUGACAGCCCUGACCGAGGAGAAUAAUGCAAAGCUGGCGGAACUAUCACAGCAAAAUGAUGAGCUGAAGAGUGAGAAGAAUAAAUUGCAGGCCAUUGUGGAGGAAGCUCUGGCGAGUGGAGAUAUUGGGGACAGUCAGAGUUUGAUCUUCCUGAAGCAUGAACUGGAAAAAACGGUGGUAGAUUACGUCGAACAGAAGGAGAUAAUCAAUGAGAUGACGAGGAAACUCAGUGAACUAAAGAAGAUCAAUGGGAUCCUCAGUGCGAGGCUGAGAGAGAAUGGAAUAAGUGAUGCCCUAGAACUGACUGAAGAUGCGUCAGAAAAUCUGGUAACGGUAAAGAGGAAGGCUCAAGUUUACCAGGGAAUUUUCAAAUAUCGCGCAGAAGACGAAGGGAAGAUCAUUCAGAGACUAACAGCAGAUUUUAAACCUCGCACAGCUAUCACGUUGCUUCCUGGACUACCAGCUUACAUCAUCUUGAUGUGUAUUAGAUACACAGAUCUCAUUAAUUCAGAUCAGCAUGUCCGGACACUUCUCACGAAUUUCGUGGUGCAAGUGAGGAAGCUGUAUGUAUCGAGAACUCCAACGGACAAUAGAGUCCUCUGGUUGACGAAUAUGCUCAAAUUGCACAAUCUCCUGAAGCAAUAUGGAGGCAUUGAUGAAUACAUUCGGCUCAAUACAGAUGCUCAAAAUCAACAACAACUGAAGAAUUUCGAUCUUUCGGAAUAUCGUCAAGUGAUCUAUGAGAAAAUUAUCAGUUUCUAUGAACAUCUCGUGCGUCAAGUUCAGGAUCUCAUAAAACCCGUCAUUGUCCCGGCCAUUCUCGAUCACGAUGAAAUGGCACGGGGAAAGAGUAGUAGAUCACGCACAGUUUCCCUUGACAUGGCGUCUCCUCCUGGUCAAGGUACCGAACCCAAAUCCCUCGUGGAUCAACUUGAUCACUACUACAAGCAAUUCCGUUUCUUCGGUCUGGAUGACUGCUAUAUCGAGCAAGUGCUCAAGCAACUGAUGUAUUACAUUUGUGCCAUUGCCCUCAAUAAUCUCAUGCUGCGGCAAGAGCUUUGCAUGUGGAUCACGGGCAUGAAGAUACGCUACAAUGUGGGAUGCAUUGAGACUUGGGCGAGGGAGAAUAAACUCCCAAAGGAAAUUCUAACGCCUCUUCAACCACUGAUCCAAGUAUCUUCACUUCUGCAGAGUCGCAAAUCUGAGGAAGAUGUGCAAACUAUCUACGAUCUCUGUUCUUGCUUGACUUCGGCCCAAGUGCUAAAGAUCAUCAAAUCGUAUACGUUGGAUGAUUGUGAGAACCCAAUCAAACCCAUUUUUAUUGAGAAACUCACGAAAAAACUUCAGGAGAGGGAAAAGAAUUCGGGUGAAAAUACAACAUUCACAACUGACGAGAAUUUUGUUCAUCCUCUGGUUGUAGUCUACAAACACUGUGAAAUUCGUUUGGAAGAAAUUGACUUGCCACCCAUUCUCAAUUUGGAUGGACUCCUGACCAAAAUUUAAGGAGGUAAAAGGACAAUGGAAGUACUUAGAUUUAUUACCUAACAUUCCUAGAUUUGCUUUAACAAAAAAAUAUAUAUCAAAUAAGCCUGAGACGAUUUCCUUAAAUAUUCAACGAGAAAGUAUUUAAUCAUUUUUCUCUGCAUUUAGUUUUUAUUAAAAAAAAAGACAAGAAAAGACAACAAAUAACAUUCCCUCUUGCACCUAAAAUAUUUUGUAGAGGCAGAGAAUUUGUGGGAAAAGAAGUAUUUACUACAAGUAGAAAGAGAGAAUAUUUAAUGUGCAAUAGAUAAUAAUAUUGCAAUAGAGUUGGAAGAAGAUGGUAGAAAAAAAAAUUGUAUAUUUACAUUUAGAAGAAUGCAACUUAAACUGUGUUACAAUUGUGAGAAAAUAUACUAAUGAGAGAUGUUUGAGGAAGAAUAUUUAGCAUAUUUAGCUGAAGACAAAAGUAUUUAUUCACUGUGUUAGAAUUUAAAGAAAAGUAUUCAUGCUAUUUACACUGUUGGAUGAUGGAGAAGUAGCUGAUGGAUUUAUUCGCCAUGUUUUGAGGCGCAGGGAACAGCUGUAUUGUUCAAAAAAAAAUUAUAAUAAUCUAGAGUUGUUAUCUGUUAAACCUUUCAGUGAAAAAGGUUAAAAGAAAAAUUGUAAAAUAUUCCCUAAUUUAAGAUAAAUUUGCAGGAAUAUAAUUUAUUGCUAGCGAUAUUGAGUUCUAAAAUGAAUUUAUCACAAAAGAGUUGCCAGGACAGCAAUUAAAUUGUUUUCCCUUAUUAUUUUUUUUUCUUUGAGAAAAAAAAUUGUAUAGAACUAAUUUAUUUAAGAUUGAACUUUUCUUCCUCUUUAGUGCAAAGAAGACACAAAAACGAAACAUUUACAAUAAAAAAACACUGAAUAUUGAAAUCCAUUUAA
Messenger RNA from Phlebotomus papatasi, 6516 nucleotides. It is a transcript of the gene didum, whose product is annotated as unconventional myosin-Va. Gene Ontology annotation, cellular component: vesicle; actin cytoskeleton; myosin complex. Gene Ontology annotation, molecular function: microfilament motor activity; ATP binding; actin filament binding. NCBI's taxonomy places the organism in Eukaryota, Metazoa, Arthropoda, Insecta, Diptera, Psychodidae. The record is from RefSeq and is a predicted model, not a curated record. The coding region runs from base 184 to 5613 and encodes 1809 amino acids. Gene Ontology annotation, biological process: actin filament organization; vesicle transport along actin filament. The transcript has 9 exons.